AUGAGCGAACCAUCGACACCCACAGAACAGCAACAACCGGGAUUCAAUGCUGUCUUGGGACCUGCCGUUUUGGAGAUAGACCAAGCUAUUCUGUCUGUACAAAAGAGUCAAGCAAAUCUAGGCAAAGAGAUUGAAAGAUUAGUAGCAGAAUUAGAGCUAUUCACGGAUAUCGCUGAACCACCAAAACUACAGCCAUGCUUGGAGAAACUCUUUGAUGCCAAGAAUCGAUUAUCAUCAACCAACAAAUUGCUAGCAAGAACAAAUGAAAGAGUGGAGAGAAUACAAUGUGAAUUAAAGCAAAUGCAGAAAUAA
This is a messenger RNA of Mucor velutinosus, 312 nucleotides long. It is a transcript of the gene ATG2, whose product is annotated as autophagy- protein 2. Lineage: Eukaryota; Fungi; Mucoromycota; Mucoromycetes; Mucorales; Mucoraceae. Gene Ontology annotation, biological process: regulation of synaptic vesicle exocytosis; synaptic vesicle exocytosis; intracellular protein transport. The record is from RefSeq and is a predicted model, not a curated record. Gene Ontology annotation, cellular component: BLOC-1 complex; BORC complex; synaptic vesicle. The transcript is spliced from 2 exons. Gene Ontology annotation, molecular function: SNARE binding. The coding region runs from base 1 to 312 and encodes 103 amino acids.